Messenger RNA from Canis lupus familiaris (dog), 4230 nucleotides. It is a transcript of the gene ZKSCAN7, whose product is annotated as zinc finger with KRAB and SCAN domains 7. The transcript is spliced from 6 exons. Gene Ontology annotation, molecular function: DNA-binding transcription repressor activity, RNA polymerase II-specific. The coding region runs from base 267 to 2528 and encodes 753 amino acids. The record is from RefSeq and is a predicted model, not a curated record. Lineage: Eukaryota; Metazoa; Chordata; Mammalia; Carnivora; Canidae. Gene Ontology annotation, biological process: negative regulation of transcription by RNA polymerase II.
AAGCGCGCACCGCCCUUCGCCGCAGGGAUUUCCGGGAUCCUGGAGGGGCCGGAAGUGCGCCCUGCUCACGCUUCCGGCCCGGCCAUUGUUUUGGCGUCUGCGGGCUCCGACUGCGUUCCGCGCCCAGGCCCGAGGCGACUGCACCCGGGUGACACCCCCAUCGCCCUGUGCCCCCAACUCUGAAAACAGUUCCUGAGACCUGAAGUACAAAGCAUCAUUUUAAUUGGACAAACUGCAGCUGAAACAAGUUUCCCUUUGAGGUCCCAAUGGCCACCCAAGGCAAGGGAACUUUAGGCCUCAUCCCUAGGGGUGCUGUUUUCCAGAAACAGGAGGGCCGCCAGACCAUGAAGCAAGAGCCAGGGAGCCAGACCUGGGGUCAGGGCUGUAGUCUCCAAAAGAACCACCCAUCUGUCUGUGAAAUUUUCCGGCUGCACUUUAGACAGCUAUGUUACCAUGAGAUGUCUGGGCCACAGGAGGCACUGAGCCGGCUCCGGGAGCUCUGCCGCUGGUGGCUGAUGCCAGAGGUACACACCAAGGAGCAGAUCCUGGAGCUGCUCGUGCUGGAGCAGUUCCUGAGCAUCCUACCUGGAGAGUUACGGACCUGGGUGCAGCUACAUCACCCUGAGAGUGGUGAAGAGGCUGUGGCUGUGGUGGAGGAUUUUCAGAGACACCUCAGUGGACCAAGAGAGGAUUCAGCUCCUGCACAGGAACAGGAAAUGCAUUUGGAGGAGACAACAGCCCUGGGUACAACAGAAGAAUCUCUUCCUACCUCACCCUUCAGUGAGGGUUCAGCCUCUAGAGCCCGCCUGGAGCCUCCUCAUGACCCAGGGUCACAUCUCUUCCCCAGUGGGCACUCUGGUCCGUGUGCUUCGCAGGUGCCUGCCCUUUCCCAAGCUGGGAAGUCAGGAGACCAGGCAGCAGCAGCUGUGCUUCAGAUGGUCAGGCCCCAGGUGUCUGCAGCGUACGAGUUCCUGUCUGUGGACUAUACUGAGAGGAAGUGGAAAGGUCCGGCAGUCGGUCAGAGAGCCGUGUACCGGAGCAUCAUGCCGGGAAAUUAUUGCAGCGUGGCCUCAUUGGGUGACACUAGGAUGCGGUGUUCAGAGUUGCCUGUGAAGCUGGCAGUUUCUAAGGGACCAGAGUCAUCUGAUGGGACGUCAAGAGGGCUCUGUGCAGUAGUUUCUGGGGAACCAGAGGCAGGAGCUGCCUGUGAAGGUACUUCAGAGAAGCUGGAAGGGCAACCCUCAGAUGAAGAAGGGAGCAGACUGGAAAAUGCUUUCUUCAAAAUAACACAUGAGGACAAAGAUAAAUCCACAAAAGGUGGAUGUGAUGAAUAUAAAGAACUUGGGAAGCAUCCACACCUGUCCCCUAGUGCUGCAGCACAUCAAAGAGUACUGAAGGGACAGAAAUUAUAUCAAUGUGAUGAAUGUGGUAAAGCUUUCAAUCGGAGUUCACACCUCAUUGGGCAUCAGAGAAUCCACACAGGAGAGAAACCCUAUGCAUGUAGUGAAUGUGGUAAGACCUUCAGGCAGACCUCUCAGCUCAUCGUUCAUCUCAGAACCCACACGGGUGAAAAGCCCUAUGAGUGCAGAGAAUGUGGAAAUACUUACCGGCAUAGCUCCCAUCUUAUUCAACACCAGAGACUCCAUAAUGGUGAGAAACCAUAUAAAUGUAAUGAAUGUGCAAAAGCUUUCACUCAGAGUUCCCAACUGAUUGACCAUCAGAGAACCCAUACUGGGGAGAAACCUUAUGAAUGCAGUGAGUGUGGUGAGGCCUUCAUUCGGAGUAAAAAUCUUGUCCGUCAUCAGGUACUUCACACUGGUAAAAAACCUUACAGGUGUAGUGAGUGUGGGAAAGCUUUCUGUUCUAACAGAAAUCUUAUUGACCAUCAGAGGAUCCACACUGGGGAGAAACCUUAUGAGUGUAAUGAAUGUGGCAAGGCCUUCAGUCGGAGUAAAUGUCUUAUUCGACAUCAGAGCCUCCACACUGGAGAAAAACCAUACAAAUGUAGUGAGUGUGGGAAAGCUUUUAAUCAGAAUUCUCAACUUGUUGACCAUGAGCGAAUUCAUACUGGAGAAAAACCUUUUGAAUGUAAUGAGUGUGGUAAGGCAUUCAGUCUGAGUAAAUGUCUUAUUCGACAUCAGAGACUUCACACAGGCGAAAAGCCAUAUAAAUGCAAGGAGUGUGGAAAAUCCUUCAACCAAAACUCACACCUCAUUAUCCACCAGAGAAUCCACACUGGUGAGAAGCCGUAUGAAUGUAAUGCGUGUGGGAAGGUCUUCAGUUAUAGCUCUAGCCUCAUGGUACAUCAGAGAACCCAUACUGGUGAGAAACCGUAUAAAUGUAGUGAUUGUGGGAAAGCCUUCAGUGACAGCUCACAACUCAUUGUGCAUCAGAGAGUUCACACUGGAGAGAAGCCCUAUGAAUGUAUUGAGUGUGGGAAAGCUUUCAGUCAGCGUUCCACUUUUAAUCACCACCAGCGAACUCACACUGGAGAGAAGCACUCAGGUCUGGCUCGCUCAGUUUCUUAAGAUGUAAUUUUCCAAGGGACUUUGAGUUAAGCUUUUUUUAUAAGAAGGAUGUUUACUGUGAUCUCUUAAAACUGCUCAUCAGAAUGUACCAUUCUUUACAUGCUUUCUGGUGAGCCAUGAAGGUGGGAGGGUGGGAAUCCUCAUGUGUAAUUGUUUCCACUGUUAGGGAAGUAAACAUUACACAUUUCAUGUACUGGAAGUUUUUUUAAAUUAUUUUGCCCCACUCUUUCUCCCCCACCCCCAUUCUUUUAAUUUGUGAAAAAUCUAACCUAUUGCUGAUUGUGCAUCCUAUCAUCAGAUUGUGUGCUUUCAAGGACAGAAAUUAGUUUCUUAUUCUCCUCCACCCCCUCUGUUUUAUCACUUACACAAGUCAUAUUGCAAGAUGGAUCCUUUCCUUUUUCUUGGCUGAGGCCCUCCCCUAUAUAGUUUUUACACUUCCAUUCUAAUCCAGACCAACCUCACUUGUGUUCCCUACCUUAAAAAAAGGUGGGAUCUAAUGUUUGUUAGAUUCUUCCAGAUCCCUCUCAUCUCUGAAAGACCGUCUUGACAUGCUUCUUCAUCCCUGUUAAACUUCUGUUCAUUUGAUCUCAGUCCCUCCAAAUAGUUGUUGCUACAGUAUGCAACUAUUAUCAAAUUACCUUGUCAGUUAUUCUGAACUUAAUGUGUAUGUGUGUAUUUUCAUAUCAACCUGUCGUAGGCUUUUUCAGGUUAGUUAUGGUAUCUGUUCUCUUAGUACAUAAAUAAUAAUUUUCAUAUAGUAGUUGUUUAAUAAAUAAAAUUUUAAAACUCUGGUCUCCAGUUGGACCAUCCUUAAACUGGGUUUGAUAUCCCCUUCCCCACCCUAGUCAGACUAGACUAGAGGCUUCUAAAGACAGAAGUGGUGUCUCAUCAUAGGAUAUCACAGAGAGGGUCCUCGUUGAUAUCUUCUACAUGUAUUCUUAGACAUCUCACAACUGGUACUUCAUUGUUGGUUUUUGAUAAAUACUCUAUUGUGUUUAGGAAGUUUCCUUCUAUUCCUGUUUUUAUUUGUUUGUUUGUUUAUUUAUUAUUUUUUAAGUAGGCUCCAUGCAUAUGUGGGGCUUGAACUCAUGACCUCAGGAAUGAGAAUGACAUGCUUUACUGCGUAAGCCAACCAGACACCCCUCUAUUCCUGUUUUUAGAAAAAGCAAGAUAAUACAGUAGUUAAGAACACUGACUUUGUGCCUAGUACCCUAAUUCAAAUCUUGGCUCCAACUACUUUUCUAGUUGUAUGGCCCUAGGCAAGUUAUUUAGCUCCCUUGUGUGUCAGUUCUUCCAUCUGUAAAGUAGAGCUAUGCCUGUUAGGAUAAAAUUAGUACCUAAGUGUUAGGUAUUUAGAACAGUACUUGGCCCAUAGUACCCACUAUAGCAAUUAUCAUUAUACUUACAGUUGAUAAGUUCUAAUUAAGUUUUUAAAAAAAUCUUGAUAUAAUUUUAUGGGUCACGUCCUUUAUUUUUGUAAUUCAUAGUUUUUUGAGAAGUUUCCAGGUAAUUGAAAUUUCCUAGAAGUCCUGGAAUAAAAUCCAUUUGUGUGUGGUGAUUUUUUUUUUUUUAAUUGGAGAACUAGAUUGAAUUUACUAAGGUUUUGCUGGCUUUCCAAAAUGUAUUUAGAGAGUGUAUUUCUCUUUUAUUUUCUGAAAGAGUUUGUAUAACUUGGGAAUUACUCAUUAAAGGCUAAAAAUAG